Molecule: messenger RNA, 1806 nt
Organism: Limulus polyphemus (Atlantic horseshoe crab)
Lineage: Eukaryota; Metazoa; Arthropoda; Merostomata; Xiphosura; Limulidae
Product: torsin-1A-like
Exons: 2
Coding region: 381-1343 (320 amino acids)
Cellular component (GO): endoplasmic reticulum lumen; nuclear envelope
Molecular function (GO): ATP hydrolysis activity; ATP binding
Source: RefSeq, a predicted model, not a curated record
AUAAUUAUUAAUUUAUUGUUCAAGUUUUACAAGACAAAUGUAAUAUGUAGAGAAAAUUAAACUGGGUGGUAAAAUAUAUACUUUAAACUUUAUAGGGUCUACUCAGGUUUCAACCAAAGCAAUUCAGGACUCCUCACAGUCCACAAUAAAACCUGCUUCCAUUUUCCAGCCUCAGCAAUCAACGAGCUUUACUGGUCCAUCUUGUACAUGUAUGUUGAUGCUUACUUGACUGGGAUUGUUUGUGGCAUGCAUGUAAUGUGCAACUAUUUAGUUGAAAUGGGAAUCUAAGUAGUCCUUUACAACCUCGCCCAAGAAAAUUAUUGUUCCUACGUAAACAGAAGACUGAAGAAAAUUUUGCUGCUAGUAAUUCCAAAGCCUUGAUGAGGCAAGAUGAGUCCAUAAGGUCAAUAGUUCCGGCAAAACUGGCCUGUUCACACAAACUGGAAAACUGCACUGAUAGCACACUUAUCUGGAAGUGUACUGUUGGUUGGUGGAGUUUAACGUUUUCUGUGUUACUUGUAAUGUUUAUGACGUAUUACAUGUUCAUGAGGUCAAACAACACUUGGAGUCUUGCUAUAAAUUCUUUAGAGCAGACAUUACAAAGACAAGUUGUUGGACAGGAAAUAGCUAAUAAAAGAUUGAUAAAAUUACUUUCUGAUUAUUUAAAAUCUGAGGAAAGAAUCUUUUCAAGACCACUGUCAUUGCUGCUAGUUGGAGGAAGUGGAACAGGGAAGUCCCUAAUGUCUAAAAUCUUAGCUUCAUUUUUUCCUUUGGAUUCUGUCCACAAGCUUAUUAUUCCACUUCAUCUGAAAAAUACUCCCGAGUUCUCUCAGUUGCCAAGCUACGUGGAAAGAAUAGCUGCUGACGACAAACCUCACCUGUUCAUUGCUGAUGAUGCAAGCUCUUCUCUUCUUCAGAAGGUCCAGGAAAUAAUAGAUAGUUGGCCCCUUCCAAAAAGUUCUUUCCCUGUGAUAUUUUUAUGUAUCUCAAACAACCAGAAUUCUAAGCUGGAUGAAAUAGUGAUAAAUCACUUCCAUACGAAUGGUCAACGUAACAACAUACCUGAGAAAUAUCUAUAUUCAAAUCUUGAGAGAGAGAUUUUUGGUGUUUCGUCUAGCAAGCCUCAAAUCACCACCCAUGUAAUUCCCUUUCUUCCUUUACAAAGGCAUCAUGUUGAGCACUGUAUCAAAGAAGAGCUCCGAUCUCGAGGCGUAAUUGAUAAUCACUCUUAUAUUGUUUCAAAACUCUUGGAAGAAACAGAUUUUUUCCCACCAUCUAUGCCAGUAUUUGCUGUCACAGGAUGCAAAAGGAUAUCAAGAAGGGUUGAUUUGUAUUUGUUUUAAAGAAUCAAGCACAUAAAUCCAUAUUUUAAAAUAAUAUUUUAUUUCUGAAUAAGUAUUCAAGUUGUUCAACAAUUUCCUUGUUUCGUUGGUUUGUAAAAGUAAUUUGUUCAUAUUUUACAAUUCUGUUUCUUCGAAGAUUGUUUUCUUAAUUCAUAUUUAAGGCCAGAGAUUUUAAAGAAAAAUACAGAAAUGCUUUUUCAUGAAGUGUUUUUUUUAACUAUAGCGUAUAUAAACAAGGUUUUUUUUAAAUGUAAGAUUAAAAAAAAGCAACUUGAAUCAUUUCAAAUUCACAAAGACUUUAAACUUGAACUGUCAUUCUUUUUCUUACCUGGUUUUGUAAAGUGGUCUUCAAAGAAGAAAGUGCUGGCUAUUGCAUAACUAAAAUGGCAAGAUUUUAUUUUUUUAACUUAUAAUAACAUGGUUGAAAGGGAGAAAUUUUCUGUAAAACUAAACACAAUUUAUU